AUGCGCUACUUGUGUUCAUUGCCAAUCACAGGCGUCUACGUCUCCUGGCUGCUACCCAGCCAGGUGCGUGGUGUUGCGAAUUACGAUAUCGUACUUCUAUCAGUUGGGGGCGGCUCCAGACGCAGCAGUCCCCCAUGCAUCGUCGGGCCGGAAGGCCGAGCGGUGGCAUCGUCACAGGGACGCCACCAACUUCUGUUGACGAGGCGUGCCACUCUUGCGUACGUCCUGGAUAUGCUCAUCCACAAGUAUCGGCACGUCCUCUCUUAG
This is a messenger RNA of Chondrus crispus (carragheen), 267 nucleotides long. RefSeq lists its product as hypothetical. The coding region runs from base 1 to 267 and encodes 88 amino acids. Lineage: Eukaryota; Rhodophyta; Florideophyceae; Gigartinales; Gigartinaceae. The record is from RefSeq and is a predicted model, not a curated record. The transcript has a single exon.